AUGGAUGCCAACGUCAACCCGACUCAGAUCCUGGGAAGGGAGCGAGUACUAUCUCAAACUUCCUCAACCUCGAGACACACAGACCUCAUAGCUGACGGAGAAAAUCAACACGCGCCAACACCAGAGGACAUCCUCUCUAUGCGUCUCGAUCCGGCUAGCCCUGCCUAUCGCGAUCCUCGCUGCUUGGAAAAACGCGAUACUCAGACACCACGAUCGAUGUCUCCGGCUGAUAAUGCCAUUCUCGAAGCCAGCGAUCAGGAAUCGGAGCUGAAGCCAUACCUAGCGCGGGAGGACGUGGUUGAGCUCGUCGCGGCCACGGACCAGGAGGCGUCAGGUACCAUACCGAGCCAGACUUCUGCCAGUGCCACGGACAAGGGAAUACUCAAGCCAACUCUAUCGUGGGCUACCGUUCCCGUGCUGGUCCUCGCCAUGUAUGCAACAGUGUUCUCUGGCAUCUUUCUCUGUAUCGCCCUCAUUAGGCCUCGCUGGGGACACAGGAUCGGCACAACAGGAGGUCUCCCGAUCUCGUCGGCGACCUUCAUCAGCGCGUUGCUCUCAAAGACCGUCGAACUUGCGUUUGUGACUGUGUUUGUCGCGGUUCUGGGUCAGAUCCUGACCCGGCGCGCUUUCUUACAUUUUGGGGACCUGGGAGGUAUCAGCAUUGCAGAGAUGUCCAUGAGGACGUGGAUCAUGCAGCCCGGUACCCUGAUCACAAACUGGCAGGGGGUUCGUUACGCAGGCAAGACGCUCCUCGGCGGCGUGGUCUUUGCUGCCGUGAUUGCUGCUACCCUCUAUACCACCGCGGCCGAAGCCUUGGUGGCACCCAAGCUGAAGCUUGGUCCCGUUGAGCGGAAACUCCUUUUCGGAAAGGUCAUGGCGACCUACGCCAAUAUUCAAUACUUCGAUUCACUCUGCCUCUCCGCAGUCACAGACAUAUAUGAAGGCCCUGAUGGACUGGAGCAGGUCCCCUGCGGGGUUGACGGCGACCUUGAAUGUCAAUACAACUAUACCUGCGUGCUGACGACCUAUAACGCCGAAAGUCUCAACAACUAUCGGAUGUUUGCGGCGAACUGGUCUACCUGGGGCCAGUCCAAUCAUCAGCAGACAGCGUCCUACGAGAACAGGCCAAUACCCAUCACUACAAUGUAUGACAGGACGAACACAACAAUCAUGGGACAAUUCAUCACGCCGGGGCGGGAGAACAUCACGGCGGACUCAGAGCGCCAUGGUCGUCUGGUCCAGAACUUGACCAUCGCUAUGCCUCACCUGAACGUCCUCAACGCCGUGCAGGACGCGAGAAACCACAUCAUCCAGCCUGCGGACCUUGUCGGCAGUGAGUACUUGAUCGAGGCAUCCGUGCCCGCGCCGACUUUGAAUGUGGUAUGUGUGGGCUUGUCAAGGUCAGAGGUGCUUCCUUUGGUGGUCAACAUGUCCGACGUGCCGGCCGACCAACAAGCCACCUUUGUCAAUCCGAACCCGACGGCGGUUGACGAGAUUUUCUCCUGGGCAAAUGCAUUUGAAAACAACGAUAAUCCUCCCACGCUUCCUCGACCGUACUUCCCGAGAAUCCCGAACGAGUUCGACACCGUUUCGUAUGUGCCGCCGAUAUACGGCCCCCCCGCGGUAUACAUUCUUGUGACACCCCCGAGGUUCACCGUCACCAAUGACCACGUCGUCUGCUCUAUACAGUCUGCCCAGUACUGGAACUGCACCACAUCGUAUCGUGCCGCUCUGGGUGCCGGGGACUUGUCUGUAUAUUGUGACGCGGAUUCACGGAACACCAUCCCCUACGGCGCCUCUGCCCCGAACGCCGGGCCUUACCAGCCGGAGCAAGACUGGAAGGACGUCGGGGCCGACUGGUUGACGGCGAUAGGCCUAGCGGACGGCGCGAAGGUCAACAGUAAUCUUACCACCCUCGCGCGCAUCGUCAACCAAUUCAGCCCGCGUUUCGUGGCGGGCGAGCCGACGUACCUCCCCAGCAACCGACCAUCCAUCGCCGAGGCGUUGGGGGUGCUUGCCAUGGGCACGCUAGCACGCAUGUCCAUCAACUCCCCGUUCCUCAAUUUCUGGAACUAUUCGAUCGCCAUUCUGGAGGAGCCACAGUACCAAAACUUCCACGCCCGCCACACCUUCGUGGACUACUCGUCCAGCGCCUCCCAGCCCUGGCAGAAUCUCUUCUACGUCGUGCUGUUCCUUGUCUUCGUGCUCAGCGCCGCCUCGACUGCCUACUUGUACCUGACCAUGCACUCCGGGAUCGUGACCGACUACACCGAGCCGCAGGCCCUGUUCGCCGUGGCGAUCAACUCGCCGCCCUCGGCGGUCAUGGCGGGGACAUCCGUCGGCGGGCCUAGGGGCGAAGUCCUGGGGAAGAAGUGGCUCAUCGAGAUGCACGAGUCGGAAGCAAGGAGAGGGGGAGAUGAUGGCGACGAGGCGUCGUCUUCGCCGUCGGCGCACGCAGACCAGGUUUCAAAUCACGCAGACCGCCAAGGUUGUCCACAUCUCUUCCUUCGGUGCAAAGAGGCGGAGGAGGGCGGACAGGGCGAGGACCGCGAUGGAGAGGAGGUGGAGAAGGAGCAGGAGGAGGAGGAAGUAUUGCCUCGCAAGAGGCGCUUCGGCACGCUGCCAUUGAGGACAAGUUGGACGUCAAUCGCCAGUGGCUGGCACCACCCACCGGGAACAGCGCGACUCCCCAAGGCCAGCACCGUCGCCGAGCAGUAUCGCAGGCUGGCCCGAGUAGAGUAG
Messenger RNA from Fonsecaea erecta, 2742 nucleotides. RefSeq lists its product as hypothetical. The record is from RefSeq and is a predicted model, not a curated record. NCBI's taxonomy places the organism in Eukaryota, Fungi, Ascomycota, Eurotiomycetes, Chaetothyriales, Herpotrichiellaceae. The transcript has a single exon. Bases 1 to 2742 code for a protein of 913 amino acids.